This is a messenger RNA of Linum trigynum, 3652 nucleotides long. The record is from the annotation of a GenBank genome assembly. NCBI's taxonomy places the organism in Eukaryota, Viridiplantae, Streptophyta, Magnoliopsida, Malpighiales, Linaceae.
GUAGAGGGUAUGCAUUUUUGAGGUUUUCCAACAAGGAGCAUGUUAAGCGAGCUUUGUCAGAAAUGAAAAAUCUUGUGGUAGGUAUUGUUCACUUGUAUUUUAGCAUACUCUGACUAAGUUUCUGUUCUGAAAUUCAUUUGUUCUUAGAUUUGUGGAAAGCGAUGUGGCACAGCUCCAAGGGAGGGCAAUGACACAUUGUUCCUCGACAAUAUAUGCAACACAUGGACAAAAGAAGCUGUGAGUACAUUCUUUAUUAUUAUGUAAGCCUGAUAACCAUUAUUUGUCAUUGAUUUAUGAGAUAAUCUGUUGUGCAGAUAAGGCGAAAGUUGAAGGAAUAUGGUGUAGAGGGCGUUGAAAGCAUCAAUCUUGUUUCUAAUGUUCAACACGAAGGAAGAAGUCGUGGGUUUUCAUUUCUCGAGUUUUCUUGCCGUGCUGAUGCCAUGCUGGCAUACAAAAGGCUCCAGAAGCGUGAUGUUGUUUUUGGUCAUCCUGAGAGAACUGCAAAGGUAGCUUUAGCAGAACCCAUAAGUGAGCCUGACCCUCAAAUAAUGGCGGAGGUGAAGACAGUAUUUCUUGAUGGCCUUCCUUUACACUGGGAUGAAGACCAUGUGAGAGAACGUCUUAAAGGAUACGGGGAAAUCACACGAAUAGCACUGGCAAGGAAUAUGCCCACUGCCAAGAGAAAGGAUUUUGGAUUCGUUGAUUUCUCCACUCAUGAUGCUGCCAUUGCCUGUAUUUAGGGAGUAAAUGAUGCAGAAAGCAGUGGUGGAAACACACAGGUAGUCUUUCGUCUUGUGUUGUAAUCUACUUCUAUUAUUCUUAUAUUGUUUUCACAUGCCUUUGCCUAAUGUUUUUCUUGCUGGAUACAUGCUAGACUACUUGAACAUGCUGGAGUGGUUUCUUUCUUUGUCCUGUUUGCCAAGGAAUGAAUUUGCUAGCAACAAAAGUAAGAGCAAGGCUUUCCAAUCCUGCGCCUAAGACUCAAGCUGUAAAGGGAGGGAUGCGUGGUGGUUUUCUAAUUGGUCACACCACCCGUGUCGAUACUGUAAACUUUCAGAGAUCUGGCCGGGAAGGAAAUCAGUUUAACUUGACAAAUCAGCGAGGUAGGGGAUUCUAUCAACGGGGACGUGGCCAAACUUAUAGAGUGGGUCCUGAGGAUUAUGGAUUUAACAACAGAUACGAUCCAUUUCAUGGAAGGCAAACUGCUGAACGAGGCAGGGGAAGGGGUCCUAUAAGAGGUGGUUAUCAAGCGGCUGGUGGAGGUGUUCCGUUUCCUGGCCCACCCAGACCCAAUGUAAAUAGAACUUGGCAUGAUGUUAGUGAGGGAGGACCAAGUGAUCAGGUUCAUUUUAGGAGACUACCAUUUGCUGAAGAAGCUUUUGAUGGACCUUAUGGAGGAAGGCGCUAUGACGACCCUUACCUGUACCAUGAUGGUAUGCAUGGGACGAAGCGGCCAUUUUACAUGACUGAUCCUGAACCUGAUUAUGCGGAAUCUAGUCGAUACCGCCCUCGAUUUGAUUAUCCUGAUCCAGCUGUCGCGUACCGUGGAACACACUAUCGUGAUAACUAUCCAGUUGGAGGAGAUCCAUACCCACAUGAUUACAAUGGCUCUGAUUUCCGACCAUAUCCUCCUUAUUAUGGCCGUGGACGGGGAUAUGGGGGUGACUAUUACCGUUAGCCCCAUAAUAACCAUAUGGUAACUCCUAUUGUGCGAAGCUUUUGACUUUCAUAAGUCAUGUUUGAAGAUGAUAUCUCCCAGUUCCUGACUACAGUCAUGGGUAGUUUGGCUUGGGAAUGCACAAUGCCAUUUGUUGGUAAUUGGCAAAUGGCUUCAUAUCGACAAGCAAUUAGCUGAAGCCCUGCUUGUUUUUUUUUUUUUACCUCCGAUUACCUUAUUUGACUCCAAGCGUAUAUGUAUUUUCGUCUUUGCUCGUUUAGCUUAGGCAAUAUCUAUGAAGUACAUAGCCUAAGAAGAAUUCUUUAUUUUGGAGAGUAGUAGUUUGGAGUGCUUGGCACUAGGCUUUGGGGAUGAGAGUUGGAUAACAGUUAUUUGAACUCCUCUUAUGUCAGAGAUCUCUUCCUCGUGGGUUUUUUAUUUAUGCUUAUGGAUAUGAUCGAUCCUCUUGAAGCCAAAGUGAAAAGUUGGAAAAUCUAUCUCGUAGAUGCAAAGUUUGAAAUGAAGGCUAUUGUUAUCGUGGAGGUUUAGGGAUUGAGGUUCGGGUAAUGGAAAUUCAAUGUUUCUGGAUAAGAGUUUCAAGAGAAUGGGGGUUAUACUAGUCUUUUCCCCUGUUGAAGAGAUCUUUUCAAGUUGGAUAUCGUUAUCAUCCUGUGCCGUACCUUGUUACGCAGAUGGAUUCAUAUGUAUUAUUUGACUUCUCUGUCUGGACAGUAUCUGGCCAUUGAUGUAUUUGUAUUUCAGUGCCAAGCUGAACUUUUAGGGUGAGCUUUUCAUCAUUGCGUGCAAUGUCCCUACAAGUAGGCUUUGGUUUUUUAUUCUGGAGAAGCAGACGUUGUUCUAGGUGGUUUGUGGUCAGUCAUAGUAUUGGUACAGUUUUAAGAUAUGAGAUUGAUAUUUAACAGCUAUGAUUUCCCUUGGUUCUACAUGAAACACCAUUGUGACCUACGCUGUUGGUUUAUUAGCUAUAGGAUUAGAUAAAUGCAUUCAUUAACUUCAUCUAUGAUCUAGGCGAGGUGAGAUCGGGGUGUAAGCCGAGGUACUUGAUCUAAUUCUAAGCUAGUCAAAUCUCUCUGUAGUUGUUAGGCGAUUUCUUGCGUUUAAUAGACAAGUUUACAGGUAUCAGAGUCUUAGUUACUGUUGGACACUGAGCUUUUGGUGCAAGGAUAAUAAUUAUGGAUCAAAUUAGCAUCAAUUUAAUUGUCUCGCUGUUGAAAGAAGAGCUAGGUUUCUUUGAUCGCAUGCAUGUUUAAAGUCCAUCCUUUUCCCUGUGAGGUGUGAAGAACUGAAGAUCGUCUCAUUUUCAUUUAGUAGUAAACUUGCAGUUACUUCUGUAGAGCAUUGCAUGGUUCAUUCAGUUCCCGUUCGGUAAUAGAACCUUUCCUUGGCUGCAAAGACAAUACUCUGACAUGUUUUGCUUUAGGGAUCUUGUUUUCCUUUGCGCUUUACUUAUCUUGACUCUCUUCUCCUUUCUUCCGGUGUACUACAUUCUUAAUAAUAAGUACAAUCUGAUGUUGUUCGUCGUGCCUACAUUUACAUCUUCAGUAUCAAUCUGAGUUCUGAUAUGUUAAUGUGAUCACCUCUCCUCCUGUGUUUCUUUUUGUGUCGCCGGUUGUUGGGAUUUCACAUCUCUCAUUUGUUUUUAACAGAGUCUAUUAGAAUUACAACUUGUGUAAUGGAGUAGGAUAAUGUCACAGCGAUGUCGGUAAGAUCAUGGUCGGACUAUGGGUAAGACCACUGGUAUAUUUCUGAUGCUAUGACAAGUAUUCCAAGAAAUAAUCCUCGUGCAUAUGAAUCGAGGCCAUCUACUGCUUCACUAUCAUUAGUUCAUUACCAUACUGCUUCCCGGGAAGCCUUUUGUGGUCUGGACAACCAUGCACCAAAUAUUGAUACUCGAGGGAGGAGGCAAUCAAGUCGAGGCGGAACAACCUUCUCGGGAGAAGAUGAGGUAGGAUGUAAUGAAGUAGGAUUUGCCCU